AUGAGAUUGAGAAAGGGAAGUAAAGUUGAGAUCCCUGGCAAUACUGAUGGACUUAGUGUGGAAUGGCGAUGCGCACGAAUAAUUUCUGGUAAUGGGCACACCUACAGUGUCCAAUACGACCGUGCUAGCACAAUAAGCGAGGCCAGCAUAGAGAGAGUUUCAAGGAAGGCCAUCAGACCAUCCCCCCCUCUUAUUAAAGGUAUUGAGAGUUGGGCUGCAAAUGAUCAUGUGGAGGUUUACAAUUUUGGUUCUUGGAGAGCUGCUACAGUUUUGAAAUUCAUUGAUGGAGACUUCUACUUCGUAAGGUUGUGGGUAUCUUGCAAAGAGUUGACUGUUCGCAGAGUAAACAUGAGGGCGCGCCAGACUUUGCAAAAUGGUCAAUGGGUUGUCAUGUCAAAGGGAUCUGGCAAGUCUCCAGUUGGAAAGUCUAGCUUGAUUUCAAACAGUUCCAAAGAUCAGCCUGAAAAUAUGAGCAGGACUUUUUUUUCUCCAGGAUUAGAUGCCAGCGGUCACCAGGAACCUUGCCUGGCCUCAUCUUCAAGAUUGAAGAGAAUGGCCCCUUUUGUCUCCUCUCCUAUCGACUCGUAUCCCAGAAAAUUAAGGGCUGUUUCGAAUAUGGGUGAGUGUGAAAGAUUCAAAGAUGUAACCACAGUCCCCUUGCUGCAAAAGGUAUAUGCUGUUGCUUACCCACAAAAUAAUAUGGGUGAAAAAUGCAUGCAUACUUCCUUUACUAACGGUACCAACAAAUAUUAUGAAACAGGAAAGGAGAAUCAUAAUAAUGUUUCAACACACUUUCUUGAACGAAUUGAAGAACCUGUUUAUUCUAGUAGUGAUCUGAGUUCUGUUGGCAGUUGUAGUGUGAUAAGUAGUAACUCAAAUAAAAUUUCCAGUGAUACCUUAGCAGGUUCUUGCCAGGAUGAAGAUAUCCUUUGCAGUGAUGCAGAAUCUCUAGAUGUUAGAGAUGUGGAUAAAGGAUGCUCCACUUCUCCCAAUGAGGUUGUAGCAGAAAGAAUUCAUAGGUUAGAGUUGGAUGCAUACCACAGUACCCUAGAAGUCAUGUAUGCCUCUGGUUCUUUAAGUUGGGAACAAGAAGAAUUGUUGACUAACCUUCGUAUUUCACUAAAUAUUUCAAAUGAUGAACAUUUGAUGGAGAUAAAGAACUUAGGUUCAUCUGGUCAGAAUUUUUAA
Sphenostylis stenocarpa is the source of this 1188-nucleotide messenger RNA. The record is from the annotation of a GenBank genome assembly. Lineage: Eukaryota; Viridiplantae; Streptophyta; Magnoliopsida; Fabales; Fabaceae.